Dalotia coriaria is the source of this 1510-nucleotide messenger RNA. Its product is annotated as transmembrane protein 39A. The coding region runs from base 148 to 1470 and encodes 440 amino acids. Gene Ontology annotation, cellular component: membrane. The record is from RefSeq and is a predicted model, not a curated record. The transcript has 5 exons. Lineage: Eukaryota; Metazoa; Arthropoda; Insecta; Coleoptera; Staphylinidae.
GUUUCACGUUUUGUAUCAGUUUUAGUGAGAUGUCGCUAGUAGCAACACAGAUAAAACACAUUUAACCUCCACGAAAACCAAACAUGUGGAGUCUACACGCAAGUACUCUUAAAAUCACUUCAAAAUUACAUUUUAUUGAAUUAUAAGAUGCCCGUGGGCAAUAGAAGAAUACUCCGUGCAACGCGACACGUCCCCUCAUCGAUUCCACUCAUCCCUGCGGAUGGAACACACAGCAGUUCACGAUAUUCACCGCUUGGCGCACCUACAAUACCCACUUUACCUGGUUUAGAACAUCCUAAACCACCUAAACACAUACCUUUCCCUAAUACACCAACAGAAAACAAUGUAUUAUUCGAGGUGAUGAUAUUUACAUUCAGUUUGGUUGCUGCUGGUCUGCAGUUUUUGAAUUUGUAUCGAACUGUGUGGUGGUUGCCACAUUCAUAUACAAAUCAAACAAUGAACUUUUAUUUGAUUGAUAUCAAUCUGGUUGUAUUGAUAGUCGUGAUUCUAAGCAGACGCAUCGUCUACUUGCUUGGAACCAACCUAAUUCAUCUCAUCAUGCAGUCGCAGAUGCAUGGUGUGAGCAAAAUGUGUUUCCGUGUGUUUUUAUUCGGCACACUGUGUUCCACCAUCAGCUGGUGUGCGUAUUACACCGUGCAGAAUCAUCCAAUCGUUAAUAUUGUGUUUUUAUGUUAUCCAAUCACUGUUUAUUUAAUAUUAUUCGGUUUUACGAUCUCGCCGAUCUUCGAGUUGAGCACAACUUCGAACAACGUGCAAAUCCACGCGUGUACUUCAUGUCCCAUUCAAAUCCGUGAAGAAGUUGAUAAUUUACGAGGGAAUUUCAACAGGAGGAUGAAGCAUAUCUUGUUUAAUUCCACUGUGAAUGCUUAUUAUGCUGGAUUUAUUCCUUGUUGUUUCUCACAGAAUUAUUUGUAUUACGAUGCAUUCUGGUCGACUGCACACGUAAUCUUCGUCUUCAUGUCGUGUUUCUUCGCCUAUGCGAUGCAUUUACUCCCGUUGAAGUUCUGUGAUGUUUUGCAUCGUGCUACAUUACACUUAGGGUCAUGGAGUAGGGUGGAAACACGUUCGGUGUUAACUCUACCGUAUGCUUGGCAGGAUGAUGUUAUUUGGCCUGUUUCUGCCCUGGUGAAACAUGGUAAGGAUAUUUAUCGUGCGCAGUCGGAGACGAAUGCUGCUGAGCCGGGGAAUCAUACUUAUGGACGUUUUUAUAGAAUAUUUAAGAACCCUUCAAGGUCGCUGGGUAUCAUGUUGUUGGUGCACAUCACUGUUGUGUUCAUCCAGCUCGGGAUAUUGAUGUUUUUCUGCUCGUAUUGGCACCACAUCAUUUCCAUCGCGUUUCUGGUGUUUUUCAACUACUAUACGUUGUAUAAGAUGUUCAGGGACUUCCUGGUAAGUCAGAAGAUCUACAGGAUGGAGGAGGGUGCUUUGAAAGUCAAGUCUGUGAGUUAAAUAUACGUAUUUAUUAUCAAAAUAAAUGUUUUGUUUUGUA